CCCCAUUGAAUAGAAUGAGACCCUUUUCUUUUGGGGGAAGGAAGGGGAUAAGAAGGCAAUAGGGUUUUCUAUUCUCAAUUUCUCUCUCUUUUUUGUGCUUCUCAAAAUAGAAAGAGAGAGCUCUUAAACAAAAAUCUCUUCUUCUUCUCCUCCCUUUUGGGGUUGAAGAAAAGAGAAACAAAAAAAAAAAAAAAUUGAGAAAAAAACCCUCCAAUUUAUUGGAUACAUACAUAUAUUACCCCUUAUAAUUUCUUAGUUUUUUUCUUUUUCUUUCUAAUAUGGAUUCGGGUUGUGGUUAUUUGUCAAUGGUGGAUCCUUUCUUGGUUGAAGCUCUUCAAAAUCCACGUCAUCGCCUCACCAUUCUACGAAUGGAGCUCGACAUUCAGAAGUUCUUGCAAAAUUCUGAUAUGCAACAGUUUGAGUUCCCACAUUUUCCUACUUCCUACCUCCGACUUGCAGCGCACCGUGUUGCUCAACACUAUGGUUUGCAGACUAUGGUUCAGGAUAAUGUUGUGGAUGGUCAAGGAGCCAAAAUCCUGGUGACAAGAAAACCUGAAAGCAAAUAUCCUGCUGUGCGUUUAUCCGAUGUCCCACCUAAACAAUCUGAAAAUGACAAAUAUGAGAAGAUGAAAAUAGUAAUACAACCAAGGCCAAGUAACACCUCCUCAAAAGAUGGUGAAUCGGGUGCAAAACGCAGUCCAGUAAGAACUGUGGAAGAGAGAAAAGAGGAGUAUGACAGGGCACGUGCACGUAUUUUUAAUAGUCCUAUUAAUUCUGAGUCAAGAGACACAUUGGUUCGUGUUGCUUCUGACCUCAAGAACAGCAUAGAUGAGAAUGAAAGGUUACUCUUGGAUAUGGAGAAAAGCCUCAGCAGCAGGGAAGGUGGUACUUCUUCCCGAGUUGCCAUCUUUAGGGACAGGGAGAAAGAGCUUAGUGACCCUGAUUAUGACCGGAAUUAUGUUAGGUAUGUUAAGAAUGUCCCAUCUGGUCAGUGCUUUAGCGUGGCACCUUUUGAUGUGCAGAAGUUUCAGCCUCCAUAUGUGCAUUACGAUGCUGUUUUUCCUCAAAUGAGUCAGCUACCCAAUGCUCAAGCGUCACCAAACUACAGGAACCCUGUUAUUGGCCCCUAUCAUGCCAUGGGAUUUAAUCAGACCUCCAAUGAUGGAGUAUUCAUGCAGUGGCCAUCGCAAAGCAUGAUUUAUGCACAUUCAUAUGAUCAAGUUAGACAUGCUUUCUUUCAGCCUGCUUUCUGUCAGCAACCACUAAGUUUUGGUUAUUCGCAGAACCACAGUUGAUGUUCAAGAAAUGGUUACUCAGAGAAUGUCUGUACUGGGGAAUGUAAUUUUUGUUCUCUCUUAGUGUUAUCCUGGUUUAGGUUAAUUGUCAUAGACUCUAUUAAACUUGGUGCUUCAUUAGUCCCUUUUGCUUUCAUUUUUUGGAACUCAGUUCGAGUGGAAGAUUUAAGUACUGACUUUAAGUAUCUUUUGCAGUAAUAUUUCUUACUACCUA
Messenger RNA from Lycium barbarum (goji berry), 1509 nucleotides. RefSeq lists its product as uncharacterized. The transcript is spliced from 4 exons. NCBI's taxonomy places the organism in Eukaryota, Viridiplantae, Streptophyta, Magnoliopsida, Solanales, Solanaceae. The record is from RefSeq and is a predicted model, not a curated record. Bases 279 to 1295 code for a protein of 338 amino acids. Gene Ontology annotation, molecular function: nucleic acid binding.